AUGAAUCACACACCGGUGCCGUCAACUCCAACAGCUCCAGUGCAACUGGACUUUAGUCAAAUACCAUUAGAUGCUCUUGAAUCCAUUCGCAAUAGACUCAAUCAGAUUCAUGUUUCGCUACGAAAAUUAUCGGAUCAGAUAAAUGCUCAUAAUAGACACCCAACUAAGAUCAAACUACCCACAUUUACUCAUUUCCAAAACCAGUUUCAAGUGCUUAUUACUCAGUUGACAUCAAUUGCCAACAUAUUGUACAACAAUGAGGAGCUUCUUUUGAGAACAAACGUUUAUCCUACAAUCAAUUUCCCAACAAGUCAACACGAAGGUUUGUUGACUACGCUAUUGAGGAAAAAAGCUCUUCCUGAAGUAGACGAAUGGAUCAAUUCGUCAAUAACGACAAUUGAAAAAUUACAGGAAAAGGGACCGGUUGAUUUUGAAAAAGAAGAUGAAUAUGUAGCUUGGAGUCUAAUGAAAUUGCAAGAGCUACGUGAGGAGUUUCAAUUUUAUGGUUUCCAUACAAUUGAGGAGCUGAAGUAUAUGGAGACUUCAGAAGGAAAAGCGGAGGCCAAGUUGAAAAAAGAAGAGGAAAAUGCUAGAGAGGCAGCGGAAAGUAAAAUCACUCGUGGUGGUAAAAAGGGUUUACAUCCAAAUCAAGUUAUGAAGUUCUUGUGUCAAGGUCAGCUUUAA
This is a messenger RNA of Lodderomyces parapsilosis, 684 nucleotides long. It is a transcript of the gene MED8, whose product is annotated as Med8p. The record is from RefSeq and is a predicted model, not a curated record. Lineage: Eukaryota; Fungi; Ascomycota; Pichiomycetes; Serinales; Debaryomycetaceae. The transcript has a single exon. Bases 1 to 684 code for a protein of 227 amino acids. Gene Ontology annotation, biological process: regulation of transcription by RNA polymerase II. Gene Ontology annotation, cellular component: mediator complex; core mediator complex. Gene Ontology annotation, molecular function: transcription coregulator activity; RNA polymerase II cis-regulatory region sequence-specific DNA binding.